AUUUGGCCAGGAGAGGUUAAGGUUUCCGAUAUACAAACAAGACUAUUGCUCUUAUCUUAUCGUUGCAUGCUGUUUGUAUCGCGGAGAGAAAAUAAGUCAACCCGGCAGGCUGGUCGUCGUCGUUUGCCGAACCUACCGUAAUCAGUUGACGGUGCGACACCAUUCGAACAGGGGAUGCGAACGCUAGUGUACCUACUGUCAACCAUUCGGAAGUGUUAAUUUGUGGUGCUUUAUCGUGGUAAAGUGUUUGUUGAAUUGAACGUGAUCGAUGUGUUAGAAUACCGAUACUCUGUGUCACCGUGUGGGGAAGAUUUGAAGCCUGACCAGUUGAACUAUUGCAAUCAACGCUGUGCGCCGCUGUUGUUGGUGAAAUCAUCCAGCUGAAAACGGUCAACAGUUGUCCAGUGUUUGAAGGUCUCGCUUAUGCUUACUGCUUACCAAAGAUACGAUCGCUGACUUUGAUCAAAUUCGAUCAGAUGACAGCAUUCAGCGGUACCACCAACUAUAAGCCACUACAUCCGAACGAUGUUGAAAUGAUUGCGCGUCGUUCGACACUACUCCGGACGGUGCUGCUGCUGGUGAUCGUAUUCUUUGUGCUGUUCUGUCUCAUGGGUUACUAUUACCAUCCGGCAGGGGAUGAAAGCUAUGCACGGAAUCAGUACCUGGCCGAGGGUGCAUCACAUGAAGCACUUCUGCGGCGGCUAAAGACGAUACUCAACUGCAACACACCAUCCAACGGCUACCAGCUGGAAAUGCACGGCGAUCACUAUCUGUUGCGUAAUUUCCAUGCCCCGGAACGGACAUUCAACUGCUACGAAACCAUAACCUAUACCACACACGCAGAUUACACCUUCCUGGACAAUGUGGUCCCACUUUUGCAGCGUUGGCUUGCACCGAUCAGUAUUGCGCUAUAUGCUCCUGGUGAAGAUUUUGGUCGUUCGGUAGCACUGAUCCAGUAUUUGUUGCAGUGCCACAAGCAGAGCGCACUGGUACAGCAGUACGUCAGCUUUCAUCUGUACUUUGAGUUUGAACAUCUUCCCUACCGUCUGAUUGCUUACUAUCGUGAGAAGAUUAGAGACCCACUAGAUUGCUCUAAUGCGACAAUCGCCUGGAAUACACUACUCGAUAAUGGUGCCGAACCGAUAGCUACCUUCCGAUCAUCACAAAACCUAACCUAUCCGGUUAACGUGGGCAGAAACGUAGCCCGAAGUUCGGCCAUGACACAUUUUGUGCUCGCGAGUGACAUCGAACUGUACCCCAACCCGAACUUUAUACCGAUGUUCUUGCGUAUGAUUGCCCACCCGUUCUAUCAGUACACGCUGCACAAUCCGAGCGUGUACGUACUGCCAGUGUUUGAGGUAGCCGAAGAUGUUGCAGUUCCUACAGAUAAAACCCAAUUGCUGGAGUUCCUCGAACGGGGAGAUGCAAUAAAGUUUCACGAGAAUAUUUGCUCCAAUUGCCAUACGGUGCCCGGGUAUGCUGAGUGGCUAACUGCGCUCAAGUAUGACCGCACGAUGGACAUACACGUGACGUCGAAAAGAGAAGGUGUGUACGCCUCCUGGGAACCGAUCUACGUCGGUACGAAGCACGAACCGGAAUACGAUGAGCGGCUAAGUUGGGAAGGAAAGGCAGACAAAAUGACACAGGGAUACAUUAUGUGCAUUAUCGGGUACGACUUUCACGUCCUGGACAAUGGGUUCUUGGUACACCGGCCUGGUAUAAAGACGAUCGCACAGGCGAACAGACCCCCGCAACAAGCGAAACAACGAUCAUUUAUGCGUAAAACAAUUGCUCAUGAAAUUGCUGCCCUUUACGGGACACGAGAAGGUUGCAAAAUUUAGGAGCACCUACUCUG
Anopheles funestus (African malaria mosquito) is the source of this 1855-nucleotide messenger RNA. RefSeq names its product beta-1,4-glucuronyltransferase 1-like. The coding region runs from base 477 to 1841 and encodes 454 amino acids. The transcript has 3 exons. Lineage: Eukaryota; Metazoa; Arthropoda; Insecta; Diptera; Culicidae. The record is from RefSeq and is a predicted model, not a curated record.